AUGAAUUGAUGGAGGGAUAAAAGGGAACUGCUACCAAGCCUCUCUUCAGAAUUAAGGCUUGUUUGAAGCUCAACAUCCAAAAGGAUACAAGAAGCAUAAUAUAUGCAUCGAAAAUGACAACACAAAAUGCUAUUAUUUCUAUAGAAAAGCAAGAUCUAAUCUACGCGGAGAUGCCAAAUUCCACGUCGAUUAUAAACGCUAUUCAACCAGCUGCCACAUUUUUUUCCUUCUUCAUAAACUUUCCCGGCGAUUUUUCACCUUACAACACAAUAGAGGUCUACCUAUACAUAAAAUUUCGACGAUCCAACUGCUUGGUGACCAGCUUGGCGGUGAGCGAUUUACUGGUCGGCUUAGUGGUGAUGCCACCAGCUAUAAUCUAUCAAGUUUCGGGCGAUUGGUACUUUGGCUAUACCUUGUGCCAUAUUUGGCUCAGUGCUGACGUGCUCAACUGCACCGCUAGCAUCUUUAAUCUCUGCAUGGUUUCCAUUGACCGAUUCUGGCUGAUCAUGAAACCAUUGACAUAUGAAACGAAGAGGACAAAGCUGCGGAUGUCAUUGUACGUCACCAUUAUUUGGUCUCUAGCCAUGUGCAUUAGUUUACCGCCUCUUUUAACAAUGGGAAACGAGUACGAAGAAGAGCCAAAUGGACCAACGGUCUGUGCACUUUACCAGCAUUUUAUCUAUCAAAUUUAUGCAAUCAUAGGAAGCUUUUACAUACCACUACUUGUUAUAAUUCCGAUGAACUACAAAUUAUUCAUUGCUGCGCGUAAUAAAUCUACUAUGAAUUAUCAAGAAAGUCGAUUUGAUAUAGAAUUGGAAUCUGAUGUCAAUCCGUCUUCCAAUAGUCGUAAGAUCAUACACUCAACGAGCUGUUCACAUUCCCACAACGAACGUGUAAGGCCGACCAGUCUGCCAAACAUACACUUAAGAAACACAGCUGCAUCUACA
Wasmannia auropunctata (little fire ant) is the source of this 947-nucleotide messenger RNA. Its product is annotated as 5-hydroxytryptamine receptor 1E-like. The transcript is spliced from 5 exons. The annotation marks the transcript as partial. Gene Ontology annotation, cellular component: membrane. The record is from RefSeq and is a predicted model, not a curated record. Gene Ontology annotation, molecular function: G protein-coupled receptor activity. Gene Ontology annotation, biological process: adenylate cyclase-activating adrenergic receptor signaling pathway. NCBI's taxonomy places the organism in Eukaryota, Metazoa, Arthropoda, Insecta, Hymenoptera, Formicidae.